AUGGAGUUUGUAGGAAAGGGAAGAAGAAUUCCAAGUAGUGCAACAUUGUUUUCAGCUUAUGCUUCUUUGAGUGCUUCCAUCACUUUGGUUCAACAAGCUAUUUACCAGUUUGUUCCAACAAGUGUUCGACACUACAUUUAUGACCUUUUCAAACAAUGGUUCACUCACAAACCCUCUUCUUUUAUACCUCCAAACAAAUAUAAGCUCAUAAUUGAAGAAGGAAGUGGAUUAUGUACUAAUCAAAUCUUUGAUGCUUGUCAAAUUUACCUGUGCAACAAGCUUAGUGAUUCUUCCAAUGUACUUAAGGUAACUAGAGCACCCAAUGAGGAGAACAUGAGCUUUAAGCUUGCUGAAGGGGUCAAUUUCUCUGAUAAUUUUGAAGGGAUAAAUCUUGAAUGGACUUUCCAUUAUGUUCACUCUAUUUCCACAGCUCCUCCCUCGAAGGUUUAUCAUCGUCAACAACAACAAGAAGCUACGGAGAAAUCCUACCUCUCAUUGGUAUUUGACAAAGAGCAUAAAAAGAAGGUUUGCAUUUCUUACUUGCCUUAUGUUGUGGAGACCUCAAAGGAUAUUAUACGUGAAGCGAAAUACUUGAAAUUAUAUGAUUGUACAUCAAGAAGUUACAAUGAUAACAUGUACGCAAGUAGUUCCACGCGUUCAGUUAAUUUGACUCAUCCUUUUACGUUUGAGAAUUUGGCUAUGGAUCCUGAGGCAAAGAAGGGGAUAAAGGAUGAUUUGGACCGUUUUUUGAGGAGGAAGGAGUUUUAUAGGAGCGUAGGUAAGCCUUGGAAACGAGGUUACUUACUAUAUGGUCCUCCAGGUACUGGGAAGUCGAGUUUGAUUGCUGCUAUUGCUAAUUAUCUCAAAUUUGACAUAUAUGAUUUGCAAUUGCGGAAUAUGUGUGAAUUUUCCUUGAGAUCCUUGUUGCUUUGGGUUCCAAGUCGGACUAUCAUAGUUGUUGAGGAUAUUGAUUGCACCAGUGGGCUUCCAGGACAAUAUUCCCGGAGUCACCACACGAAUCAGUCUCAGGUUCGUGUAUUUUUUUUUGUUUUUGCUUCUUCAUUGAACAGGUUGUAGGAUUCAAGGAUUGUAUUACUAACAAUUAUUAUUUUUUCUCAUUUUUCUUAGCAAAUUUAGCUCAUACUGCUUAGUUUUACUAGAGUGGAUGUAUUUUAUCACAUGAUCAAACUGUCAUUUCAUACUGUAGGUGUCACCAGCUGCAUUUCUUAACUUUGUUGAUGGACUAUGGUCUUCUUGUGGAGAUGAAAGGUUGUUCAUUUUUACAACCAAUCACAAGGAGAUGCUCGAACCAGCAUUGUUGCGCCCUGGUCGUAUGGAUAUGCACAUCCACAUGUCCUACCUUACUAUGGAGGGGUUCAAAAUCUUAGCCUAUAAGUAUUUCCAAGUUUCUACCAACCAUCACCUCUUUGGUGAGAUCAAAACUCUUUUGGAAACUGUAAAUGUAACUCCUGCAGAUGUAGCCGAGGAGCUUAUGAGAAGCGAAGAUACUGAUAUGGCCCUUCAAGGAGUUGUCGAGCUACUGCUUAAGAGGAAGAAACAUGUAGCUGACAUUGCUGCACGUUUGAAACUUCAUGCUGAAAAGAAUCGGAACCUAGCUGAAAAUUAUCGAAAGCACAGAGAAAAUGCAACAAUUACAGAUUCUGACGAGGAGCUUUUCGACUAUUCUGAGGAUUGAAUAUGCUGAAUUGCUGAUACAACCCUCCAAGGUGGUUAUCAAGUUGCUUGUAGACCUCAGAAACAACACUUAACAUGAAGGUGCUAAGAAAUGAGAAAAAAGUGGCUUAAUUAUGUAGGGGGAAUGUAGUAGAUCAUAAAAGCUAAUUGGUAAAUAAUGGUACCAUGGUAGAAUGUGGAUUUUUUCAUGGUUUUUCAUGAUAUAUAUUUAUCAUCGGUAUGAGACUUGAGAU
Molecule: messenger RNA, 1928 nt
Organism: Beta vulgaris subsp. vulgaris (sugar beet)
Lineage: Eukaryota; Viridiplantae; Streptophyta; Magnoliopsida; Caryophyllales; Amaranthaceae
Product: AAA-ATPase At2g18190
Exons: 2
Coding region: 1-1077 (358 amino acids)
Molecular function (GO): ATP hydrolysis activity; ATP binding
Source: RefSeq, a predicted model, not a curated record